Penaeus chinensis is the source of this 2474-nucleotide messenger RNA. Its product is annotated as low-density lipoprotein receptor-like. Lineage: Eukaryota; Metazoa; Arthropoda; Malacostraca; Decapoda; Penaeidae. The transcript is spliced from 10 exons. The record is from RefSeq and is a predicted model, not a curated record. The coding region runs from base 829 to 2448 and encodes 539 amino acids. Gene Ontology annotation, molecular function: protein binding; calcium ion binding.
AUCUUUUUAAGGUAUAUUUUAAGGAAAAAACUAAAGGUGCUAAGUUGCUAUUAUAAAUACUGGGUAUUUUUCCCCCCUUCUCCCUAUUCCAAAGUACUGUCCAUACUUACCUCUACGUGUCCAGAGCUCUAGUAUGCAUGUACGGAGGAAAACCAUUUUCUCUCUGGCUCAGUGUGUGUCUGGUAUCCUAUUAACCUACUUUUGUUUAUGUCCUUGGUGUGAUUGUAGUGUUUUUCAUUUUUGUAAUUUUCAUUCUUGUAUAAUAUGGUAAAUCUUUAGAGUGAGAGAAUUUUAUGCUUGUUUUGUGUACUUUUUUUAAUCCACAUAAAAGUAUUUUAAAGUAGACUUAGCAUUACUACCAAGUUACGGUAAUAAGAGUUGUACUUUUCCUGAACACUGGUAAAGGAAUUAACAUAACACACUAGAUUUUUUUCGUGACUCUCCUUGUGCUUUUCUGCUUUUGUCUUUAUGCAUGUGGUAGUGGUGGUUUAACAUAUGCAGGUUGUAUGUAAAAAAAAAAAAAAAAAAAAUCAAAUGCAGUGAAUUUUGAGAAUUUAGGGAUAAGACCUGUUUAAAAAAAAAAACAGGGCUUGCCUAAAUGUGUCUCUCUGAAGAUAUUGAUACAGUACUUAUAUUAUCCAGGAAUAGAUAGAUAUAAGUAAGAAAGAAAAAUACCAUAUCUUCAGAAAUUUAUUCAUUAACUACUUCCUCUCUCUCUCUCUCCCCUCCUCCUCCUCCUCACCGAUCCUUCAUCCCAUCUCCCUUCCCUCCCUCCUCCUUCAACCUCAAAAGGAUUGCCCAUCAAACACCUGCGGCGAAGACGAUUACAUGUGUGCAGGUCACUUCGAGUGCAUCCGUCAGGCAUGGCUCUGCGAUGGCGACAUGGACUGCCCCGGUAAUGACGACGAAAAUGAAGAGAACUGCCCUCAUCGCUGCCCCGAAGAUCACUUCAUGUGCGGUGACCAGUCAUGCAUUCACAAGCGACUCAAGUGCAAUGGAUUCAAUGAAUGCAUUGAUGGGUCGGAUGAGGAACACUGCCAAAAACGUUGCAAUGAGGAAUACGAGUUCAACUGCGGGGACAAGUGCAUUGCAAUGGAUCUAGUGUGCAAUGGCAAGAGAGACUGUGAAAAUUCAGCUGAUGAGCCCACUGAUGGAAGCUGUGGUAGGAAUGAGUGUGAGGAGCUCAAUGGUGGUUGCACUCAGGAGUGUGUAGACACUCGUGCUGGACAUUACUGCAAGUGCAAGCCUGGGUUCAUGCUUGUCAAUAGCACCCUGUGUGAAGACAUCAAUGAGUGCCUGGAGCCCGGGCAGUGUUCACAGGUGUGCAUCAACCUCAAAGGCUCAUUCAAGUGUGAGUGUGUCGGAGGAUAUGCCAGAGACCCCCACAACCCCCAGCGGUGCAAGGCUAUGGAAGGACAUGCCUCCUUGCUCUUCGCUCACUUCAUUGACAUCAGGAAGAUCUCUCUUGACCAUCAAGAGAUCACAGCCAUCGUAAAUGAGACUCGUGGUUCCACAGCCCUAGACUUUGUCUUCAAAACUGGAAUGAUUUUCUGGACAGAUGCACUUGACGAGUGCAUUUACAAAGCUCCUAUUGAUGAAGGAAGCAAAAAGCAAGUUGUAAUAUCUGAAGAAGUGACAACAGUUGAUGGUCUAGCAGUUGACUGGUUAUACAAUCACAUAUACUGGACCAACAAUGAUAGGGACACAAUUGAGGUGGCAGAUUUUAAUGGUGACAUGAGAAAAACGCUCUACCAAGACCGCAUUGAACAGCCCCGAGCCAUUGCAGUGUACCCCUCAGAAGGCUGGAUGUUCUGGACUGACUGGGGUCAGAAUGCCAUGAUCGAGAGAGGAGGCAUGGACGGAAAAUUCAGAGAGCCAAUCAUCACUGAGGAAAUCAGGUGGCCCAAUGCCCUGACUCUUGACCUUGUGCUUCGGAAAAUCUACUGGUCAGACUCCAAGUUCCACUCCAUUUAUUCUUGUAAUUUUGAUGGAUCACAGCGUAGGGUUGUCCUCCACUCUUCCGAGUACCUUCCUCACCCAUUUUCCAUCACAGUCUUCGGGGACACCAUGUACUGGACCGACUGGUACAGAGAGGCCAUUCUGCGUGCCAACAAGUUCACCGGUCAAGAUGUUGAAACCAUCGCCGACUCGCAUGCCACACCAAUGACUGUGCAUGUGUACCACAGCUACCGCCAGCCCAAUGGCACAAACCACUGCACUCCACUCAAUGGUCUUUGUACCCACUUGUGUCUACCUGCACCCCAGAAGAGCCCCUCUGAUUCAAAAAUUACCUGUGCCUGUCCGGACGGCCUUGUGCUCAUGUCUGAUGGCCUGACUUGCGAGAGCAAGGAUGGCAUAGAAACCAGGACCCAAUUGCCCAACCCGGACCCUAUCCCAAUAACCCAUAACAUGGAAGGUAUUGUCCCUGUUGGCCACAAGUCCUUAUAGUAGAACCUCCUAGACUGGAACGUCAU